Xyrichtys novacula (pearly razorfish) is the source of this 1793-nucleotide messenger RNA. The record is from the annotation of a GenBank genome assembly. Lineage: Eukaryota; Metazoa; Chordata; Actinopteri; Labriformes; Labridae.
AUGAGGCGUUUGAUGGACGUGGAGAGGGCGCUAGCGCUUUUCUUCGAGGAAGAGGAAGCUGAGGGAGACACAGCCGCGUCACAGUAUGAGCCGGAGGAGGACUCCGACGAUGAAGCGGGUGAUCCCUCAUUUCUAUUGGAGGAGGGGGGAGAGGAGGAGGGAGAGGAGGAGGAAGAGGAGGAGAGAAGGGCAGAGGACCCUCUGACGUGUGUGCGUAGUCAGAGAGCCACCCGGAGGACGGGACGGCGCGCCACGCCCACCAGGUCCCGAUCUCGGCUGGCUCAGGCAGCAGAGCCACACAUGAGCUCCGAGCCCUGGAAGACUGGGGAGGAUGCUGACAGAGCUCCAGCAGUGAGUAGGUUUCAGCCUCAGAGACCACCAGGGGUCCAGUUAGAUCCACAUUCCCCCCAGAGUCCAAAAGACCUGUUUCUUCUGUUUUUUGCCAUUGACACAGUCAGAACUAUCUGCAGCAACACAAACAAGAAUGCAGCAAAAAAUAAAGAAUUGGGGAAAAAAAUACAGUUGGACUGACAUAGACAAGGAGGAUCUGCAGAAGUUUUUUGGUCUCCUUAUUUACAUGUCAUUAGUGUCGCUACCAAGUCUCCAUGACUACUGGAGAUAUAAUCACUUUUUGUCUGUGCCCAUGCCAUCCAAAAUCAUGUCCAGAGACAGGUUCAGGUCAAUCUUCUGGAAUAUUCACCUUAGUGAUCCAGAAGAAGAUGAGAAGAAUGACCAAAUUGUUCAGAAUCAGACCUCUCUACAAUGACAUCCUCAAUGUCUGCCAGGCUCAUUACCACCCGAGGAGGGAGAUGUCUGUGUAUGAGAGGAUGGUGGCAACCAAGGCGAAAACUGGCAUGACUCAGUAUAUGAAGGACAAGCCAACUAAAUGGGGCAUAAAAUUAUUUGUCUUGGCUGAGUCAAGCAGUGGCUACACCUGUAGCUUCAGUAUUUAUCAAGGAAAGGCUCAAACUGUAAGUGAGAAUGGGCUGUCCUAUGAUGUGGUCAUGGACCUCAUUCGACCAGCCUAUCUUGGCACAGGGUACCAUAUUUAUAUGGACAAUUAUUACACCAGCCCCAAACUUUUCAUGGACCUGGCCAGGAGGAAGUUUGGAGCAUGUGGCACCUACAGAGAGAGCAGGAAAGGAUGCCCCAGAGGGAGGGAAAAUGCUCUCACAAAAAAAAGUGAAAGAGGAUCAGUAAGAUGGAUUAGAGAGGGCUCCCUGGUUUUUGUGAAGUGGAUGGACACACGGGAGGUGUCUGUGUGCUCCACCAUCCAUCCUGCAUUUUCGGGUGAGACAGUGCAGAGGAGAGUGAAGGAUGGAGAUGGGCACUGGGCUGUGAGAGACAUCCCCAUUCCCACACCAAUCACAGCCCACAAUAAAAACAUGGGUGGAGUUGAUCUGUCUGACCAGCUCAUCCAAUAUUACUCCACCCACAGAAAAACUGCUCGCUGGUACAGGACUGUGUUGCUGCACUUCCUGGACAUCGCUACAACAAAUGCAUACAUCCUGCACCGUGAGAUGUGCAAAACCAAGCAGGUACAGCCCAUGACUCACAAAGACUUCAUGGUGGAGCUGGGGUGUCAGCUUUGUGGCGUGGACAAAACAGGUGUUCCCCAGAGCAGGAGGGCAGAUCAUGUUCCUGCAGGCCAACCGAACAAGGGCAGAAAAAGGUGCCAGCGCUGCCUCCAGGUGGACAACAAGAGGAAUGACACACCAUGGAUGUGUCAGGCCUGUGGUGUGGCCCUCUGUGUGUUGCUGGACAGAAACUGUUUUUUGGAGUGGCACAAGUAA